GUUUACGAACAAUCCGCGAGUAAUGGUGUAGUGGCCUAUGCGCUACACUCCGAAAGCUACUCUCUUAGGAUAACUCGGUUCACAAUCUCAGGAAUGUGAGUCUGAGGAGGAGGAGGGGAAGGCUCUGAGUUCUUGUACCAACCUUUUUGUGGUCCCGAAUGACGUCCAUCUUGUACUUUCGAGUCUUCGCUACACGAUGGUAUGCUUUUUAGAUAGAUCAGAGCCGACUGAGAGCCAGGAAAGCGUUCGAAAGUAGGUUGUGGAUGACGAGGUCGCCAAAAUGGUGGGUUCGAUUCAGGUCGUCGUCGCGAGAUUCGUCAUUCUUUCCCGCGUUUCGAUCUCGACCUCGAGCAAGCUAAUCGCAACUAAACGCUACUACCUACAACUCCUAGUACUCCUACAAACCUCUACGCUUAGCUCUCAGAUCUUUGGCAUCAUCAGUAGUUGCUCGAACACAAUCAUAGAGGUACAAGGUCUCGAGUCAGCCUAUAAUGGCCUCCCUGUCUCCCGACCAGAGCGCACUGGAGCGACACGUCCUCUACAUCCUCCUCGACUCGAACCUCCCCACCGGAGGAUUCGUCGCUUCCUCUGGCCUGGAAUCGUACGCCAAACAUGGAUUCUUCUCCUCGUCCCAUCUUGCGUCCUUGUCCGAUACGCAAGGCUCAGAAAGAGCAGGGGUCGGGAUCCAGGAAGCUGUUGUGGCUUUCGCUCAGAGUUCGGUCAUGAACUAUGCCAAGAGCACUUUGGCGUUCGUCAAAGACGCUUGGACGAUGUUGGACCGGCUUCAGAUCGCCGAAGCUGGGGAUCUGUCGAAAGAGGCUACCGUGGCAACUCUCAAGAAGCUGGAUGACCUUUAUGAAGCUAUGACGUUGAAUCACGUUACCAGGAGAUCAUCUACGGCUCAGGGGAUCGCGCUGUUGACCCUCUUGACGAAAGGGUUCGCACCGCCCAACCUCAACUUUCCCGUACAGUCAACAAGGACAAACGUGAUGGAGGCAGGAGGGGAAGAGGACGAGCCGCUCUGGUGGAAGAGUUCGGUGGAUACGUUCAAGCGGAUGAUCCGAAGGGGAGAAGCUCAUGGGCAUCUGCCCGUCUGUUGGGGUGUCCUUACGCGUGCUAUGGGCUUGUCGCUAGAACGUUCUCUUCACCUUCACCUCUUCUUACACGUCCGGUCCCUCUUAUCAUCCGCUGUUCGGCUGAACCUUAUCGGACCUUAUGCAUCAACGCAAUUGUUAUUGCACUCCUUGCAACCUUGCAUCGAAGUUGAAACGCGGCGGAAUCUGGACACCAGGAGUGGGAUCGAGCUGCCCUUCUCACCGUACCAAGAACAGGCUCGGUCAAACGGGACCGAAAAGGCAGAGGCAGCCAAAACAGACAAUUCCCGGCAAAAUUCCAGUUCUAUACCUCCGACCAAUUGGGAUUGGGCGGAAGAUGUGCAAGAAGGACCGGCGGUAACCUGGCCUUUGGGAGAGUUGUUGAUGUGUCGGCAUGAUAUGCAACAUACGAGGAUCUUCAACUCGUAGCCGAGUGAGCCCAGGUUGUCGAGGUUGGACAUGGGGAUAUGGUGGAGGUGGAUGGGGUUGUUCUGGCCAUUGAGAAGGGUUAAUGGAGGAUUGAGCGGUGUUGGACCCUCUGAAGCGGGAUUACCCUCCGCUCCGGUUGAUGCCGUCGAGCUAUGGGUCUGUCUGCUAUUACCGACCCGACCGACAGAUUUCGGGGCAAAGGUCUGGUGCGAAGGCUACAACACAGAAUUGCCAGGUCCU
This is a messenger RNA of Filobasidium floriforme, 1763 nucleotides long. Its product is annotated as UreF-domain-containing protein. Bases 492 to 1523 code for a protein of 343 amino acids. Gene Ontology annotation, molecular function: nickel cation binding. Lineage: Eukaryota; Fungi; Basidiomycota; Tremellomycetes; Filobasidiales; Filobasidiaceae. The record is from RefSeq and is a predicted model, not a curated record. The transcript has 2 exons.